CUUUGAUGUUCAUUAUUAUUUUAUCGGUGGCUCCUGUUGAAGCACUGGAACUGGGUGUUUUCACACAGACUCCAACUGCAACAGGAUCUUUAAAACUUUUAACAAAUUGGACUGUGACGACUCAGGAAACCUGAUCUGCAGCUGCUCAUCAUCAUGGACGGCUGGGUUUGGCGUGUUUUCACUCUGGCAAUUUGUUCUGCUACCACUACUGACUAUACCUCAUCUACUGUGCUAAUUACCACUACUAUUACUACCACUACUAAAUCUCCGACUACGGUUACCCCUCCUACCACCACUGCUCUGAUAUGUGAUAAUGGAGGGAAACCAGAGAACGGUGUCUGCAUCUGUCCUGAUGAAUGGACUGGAGAGACAUGCUCAGAAGAAAACUUCUGCGGAGCGCAGCAGCUUGGAGGCUUCAGGUUCCCUCGUACACCCAUCGGCUGGUUUGCGUAUUCUGAGGAAAAAUGUGAAGUAGGAACGAGUGGUGCUGGUAAACCUCAGGCUUCAGCCAGGUGUUUGUCCAUGAAUGGAUCACCAGGUUUCAGCCCUCCACAGAUUUUCCAGUGUGACCUGACGCUCAGUGACAUACAACAAAAUCUUACAAGUCCAGCUAAUUUAGAGACACUGGCGACCAGCACUCAGAUUCUGACAUCCAAAGCAGAAGAGCUGACGGCUGAAAAUGUUACAGCAGCGGCUGAGAUAGUCAACACACUGCUGCUGUCUGCAAACGCCACAGAGAGUGUCAGGGUGUCAGCAGUAGCAACAGUCAGUCAGCUGCUGAACGCCACUGUAACAGAUGAUACCAAGGAAAACAACGCAACUCUGGGGCUGACGGUGACUCUGGACCAGCUCUCAGUGAACCUCAGCCUCAGUCAAAAUACAUCUCAAUCUCAGGUGGUUCAGCCGAACCUGGUGGUCCAGUCGGCACAGAUCCCUGCUGCAGACACUCACGGAGUCCAGUUCACGUCUCUCAGAGGGUUUUCUGGGAAUUUUUUGCCCAACAGAAUUCAUCUGAACACAAAUGCAACACAGGUCGUGGUGGAAAACAGCUUCAUAGCUGAUGCCCUCAUUUACAUACGAUUCCCACCAGCUGAAGGUGUCAGAAGUCGUCAGACAGACUCAAACGUCUCUCUGGGUUUCGUUCUCUAUCAGAACGAUUGUUUCUUUCGUUCAGAACUCUACAUUAGGCGACGGGCCACCAUCAGGGUCCUGUCAGCCAGUGUCAGAGGGCAGGAGCCCAACGUGGUGCCACAACAUGUGGAGAUGAUGUUCAGACCAAGAAACAUCAAUGGGACGUCUCUGUACGACUUCUCCUGCGUUUUCUGGAACUACAGUCAGAAGGACUGGAGCACCAGUGGCUGCUCUAAAGGAAACACUUCAGAUGGACUCAUGAGAUGUUUCUGUAACCACACCACCAACUUUGCUGCUCUCUGGUCAUUCAGAGAGAACUAUGAGUAUGCAGAAGCUCUGGGUGCGAUCUCCAUCGUGGGACUCUCUCUUUCUUUUCUGGGUUUGAUUGUGACGAUCAUUCAUCACAUUAAAGAAAUUUUUCAGAAAGAAGAGCAGACCAACCUGACAUCAGUGCAAUCUCGGCUGUGCAUCUACUUCAGCCUGCUGGCCUUCAUCAUCACCUUUGUCUCUGGAGUCCAAAACUCCAGCAGACAAAUUGACAUUGAGGUGCAGACUGACGAUCGGACCAACAACCUCUUGGACUCGGACGAACACGUAGAACCAGACCGUGGUUCGUGUACGGCUGUAGCAGCUCUGCUGCACUUCCUCCUGAUGACCACCUUCAUGUGGAACAGCGUGAACGGUACUCAGAUCCUGAUUCAGAAAAUGCGCCGCAGUCUACCACCUCUCUGGACUCUGCUGAGCAUGGCUCUGGGAUGGGGAGUGCCAGCCUUGAUCGUGGCCAUCACACUGGGGGUGACCUACAGGGUGAACAAUCCUCUGGGAUACAGACAGGAGGAAUUUUGCUGGCUGGCAGCGCUGGAUAAGAACAAACACUUCAGCUUUGAGAAACCUUUGUUUUGGGGUUUCCUCCUUCCAGUCGGCCUGAUCUUGAUCUACAACAUCGUCCUGCUGGUUUAUGUGUCCAUUAAAGCAACCAGGAAGUCCUGCUUCAGGAAGAGUUUCCUUGAAUGCUUCACUCUGGCUGUGUUACUGGGUGUGUCCUGGGUUUUUGGGUAUCUGGUCCUUGUCACUUCAGGAACAAUGAACCUGGUCUUCAGCAUUUUGUUCUGCCUCUGCACAACCACACAGGGUUUUCAUAUUUUUAUCAUCACAGCCACAACACCGACCUUCAGAGCCGCCAUGUCCCGAUCAGUUCAGUACCUUUCUUCAGCCAGGCCGAUUCGCAGAAACACAAGGAUGAGGUCAUGACAAGCAGCUGACCCAUGACCUGGGGAUGAUUUUAAGAGGGUCUGCAUUAAAUUAUUUUUGAUGUGAACAUAAACAAAAUAACUGCAUCAGAGUCAAUUGAAAAUCACAGUCAUGAUCACAUCAACAAUAAACCUCCAGGACAGUCACGUGUUCAGGAACAGACUGCAGGUAUGAAGACUGAAGAUUUUAUGAAGAUUUUAUUGUCAUUUUAAGCAUUAGUGUUAUUCUGCAAGCUGCUCGUUUUACUGAUCUGAAGCGAUUAAUGUUGGUAAAAGUGUCUACACUGGCCUUGUAACGAACUACAGUGACCCAGGUGGAAAAAGCAGUAACUAUUCCUGCUUCCUGAUCAUUCUGAUCUGACAUCAGACUCGAGUUCAGCAGAUAUAUAUACAUAUACACACACAUGUAUAAUGGUAAAGGAAAACAAACAAACAAACAUAAUUUUAAUGUCUUUUUUAGGUCUAAAUUUGGUCUAAUUGGUCUGAACUGGUCUUUUAAGGGAAUAAACUGGUUUCAAAUGGUCAGUCAUUUUUAAUUAAUGGAAUAAUUUAUUCUUACUAAAUGUUGAUUAUUUAAAAAAAACAACAUGUUUUUUUAUGGUCUGUGCUCUAAUUAAAAUUGGGGGGGGGGUUGUUAUCUUUUGUUGGCUGCUUUGAUUCUAUGUCAUCUUACAGACUGCAGACAAUCCAAUGAAAAUAAUCAUAUAUAAAAUAUAUAAUGUAAUCCAAGAAAGCUUCUGAAAAAAGCAAAAAUACAACUUGCCUUUAUGUAAGUGUCAAUUUAGCAAGUUUCAAUCUGAUAUUAACGUCUGCUCCAAACAUAACGAUUCGCUGAGAUUAAAAGCCAUCUCAAAUAAAGGAUCACAAAACUCCCAUCACAGGCCUUCGGGGUAGCUUUUACCACCAUGUUGUAGCAAAACAACACAUCCUGUCACAUGAAGACUGAGACAGAGGAAACUAAACUACCACCGAUAAUAAAAAUACCAUGAAGACCAAGACCAUGAAACCAGAAACACAGGAUGAAAAAACUGAAAGUCAUCACUACAAGAACCAAGAACAGCAAUCACAGAGUCAUCAUCACAAGAGCUAAACAAAACAAAUCAAAACAAGAAUCCAACAAUUCAAUAAACACAGAAAUCAGAAGAUUACAAAAAUAAAAACAAGAAAUCACAGAAAAAUCAUUUCAACCAAACCUGAAGAUUAAAUUAAUGUCAGUCUGAGGUUUCAGUCUUUUAAACUUUAUAAACAGGUGAAGAAAAAAUACUGAAUAUCUUCAACUUUCAUACCUGUAAUAUCAGCUCUAUGUUCAAACUUCUGCUGCCACAUCUCUACUGAGCAUGUGCAGAGAAAGUUUCAGCACUCAGCUUGUUUCUGCUUGGAGGAAGUGAGAGCUUCCUGUGGACCGACAGGCUGUGGGCUGGGCCUUCGUUGUAGUCAGAGGUGAUUCUGAGUCUGUUUGAGGCCUUUGGGGGAAAAUGUCAUUUUAAUAACUUUUCACUGAUCCAAACAUAUAAAAUAUCUUCCUUUGUAUUUAAUUUUGCAGCAGUUCGGAGAUUUCAGUGAUGAUAUGAGAGGUUUAAUUUUUAUUUGUUGGCUUUUAUUUUCAUUUUUUAAUAAAGAAAUCUUUAUUAAAAUUA
Molecule: messenger RNA, 4018 nt
Organism: Oreochromis niloticus (Nile tilapia)
Lineage: Eukaryota; Metazoa; Chordata; Actinopteri; Cichliformes; Cichlidae
Product: adhesion G-protein coupled receptor G7-like
Exons: 15
Coding region: 154-2382 (742 amino acids)
Biological process (GO): G protein-coupled receptor signaling pathway; cell surface receptor signaling pathway
Cellular component (GO): membrane
Molecular function (GO): G protein-coupled receptor activity
Source: RefSeq, a predicted model, not a curated record